AUGAUUAAUCAACGUUCUUAAGGUCCUCUAAGGGGUUAACACUUUAGAUAGGCUAACUUAACAUAAAUAGGAACUAAAAUAAUUGAUCAAAAAAGUGAAUCAAUUUAUGUAGAUUCUGAGGUUUCCUUAAAAAAGCGUAAAAGCAAAAGCCCACUAGAAGUAACUAGAGGAUUAUACAAAUCAUAAACUUAUAAAGAGAUUUGCCCAUAAGACUCGUUUAAAGAGCCUGAUAGAUUUGAUUCUCCUUUGGAUUAAUCUUUGAAUUAACCUUUAAAAAUCACUUUUAAAGUUUCUGGGACUGCCCUUAGAUUUCAUGCUCAUUAAGUGAUUAGAAUAUUUAUUCAAAAACUGUUGUAUUAUUUGAGAGUCUAAAAGCAACAAUAAAGCAAGAUGAAAUGCUUUGAAAGGAUUAUAGAGGAUAAAGGUAGUGGCACACAGAUUGAAGAGUAAGAGAUUAAGAAAUCAUAUAAUUGCAGCCUACUUAAGAAAGACUCCUAUGAAAAAAUGUUAGUAAAUUUGAUAUUAAUUAUGAUUCUAUUGGCAUAUUGUGUCGUUGCACCUAUUUUCAAUAUGAGAUUUGAACCUAUUCUGAUAUUUAUCUUUAUUUAUUCAACCUACAAAGUGGUUGAUUAUAAAUAAUGGAACAUUCUAGAUAUUUUGAUUAUUGGAAUAAAUAUAGGUAGUUUAUUCAACUAAGUAUUUCUAUUUAUGAAUAUUAUAAAUAUGAUAAAAGUGUAUUAGAUUAUGUAAAGUUUAAAUGUAUUGACUUCAAAAAAGCUUUUAAGAUUCAUUAAUUCAAUAUUAAUAGUGGUGAUUCAUUUGAAUAAUAGUGUACAUUUUUGGUAAUUCUAAUUAGAUAAUGAAUAAACUUACGAUAUUUUGUUAGGAUAAUAGAUAUAAUUGUUUUUUAAUUUAGAUCUAGAAACGAGUGAUGAUUAAAAUAUAUACUAUAUUUCUUUAAAUAGAAUUAUGAGUCUCUUGAUUUUGUUAUACUUUACAUAGCAAUUCUUUACAUACAUGAAGAUAUCGGAUGAAAUGAUAAAAAAAGAAGAGUUUUUUGAAUUAUUACUUAGCAAAAACACUAUGAAUAAACAGCCUUUUAGAAAUUAACAUUAAGUUAGGUAGUUAUUGUGGUCUGAAGUGGAAAAUCAGAAAUAUUAAGAGACCUAUUUAAGUUAGAUUGACUUUAAUUUGCCGAAAGAAUUGAGAAAAUCUCUUAAUCUACAUAGUUAUUUGGAUAUCAUUCAAAAGUCUAAAUUUAUCAAACAAAAAUUCACUGAAUCAUUUUAAAAGAAUCUAUCUGAAUUUGUAAAGGAAUAAACAAUAGAAGAAGGGGAAAUCAUACAAUAACAAAACUAAAGAGUAAAUAAAUUAAUAUUCUUAAUGGAAGGAGAAGUAGCCUUACAAAUUAAUCAAAAGAGAGUAUAAGUAUUGAAAAAAUUAAACAUAGUGAAUUAAUAUGAAUUUUUUGCUUGUUUGUCUUCUCCUUGUGAAAUAACUACCUAAUAAAAAUAUUAUGAAUCAUUUUAUGAUUUGAUAUCCAUGCAUGAGGAAGAUUUUUAAAAAUAUAAAAUGUGGUUAGACAAAAUGUAAGUGUAACAAAGCCGUUGUGUUUACAAAAUCUGUUACAUCUGCAUGGAUAAUCAUGUGACAUCUAUGUGUACUGGCGUAUCAUACCAGCCUAAUUAUAUGAAAAUAAUCUCAAAUAGUACAUAUGCAUAACCAAGUUCUAGAAUUAAAUUUAGAAGAUUCGAAAGGAAACGAACAUCAUCAUUAGUUUAGCAAAACUUGGUAAGUAUAACAGCUUUGAAUUGGGCGUAACAAUUCAAUUUGAUAUCUAAAAAUACAGAACUUAUUGACUAGUUCUUGGGUAAAUAAGAGGGGGAUGAUGAAUUUCAACUAUUCGCAAAUGAUGAUGAUCACACUUCCAAACAUCAAACACAAACCUAUACUCAUUAAUAAAGUGUAAGGUCACCCAAAACAAAUAAAACAGGGAUUACUGGGAGAGAGAGAGAAAGAGUUUAUACUGAUUCAAAUAUCAAUAGGACUUUAACUAUUAGAACAUUAAAAGCAUCUGAAAACAAUACUUCUAGAUUAAAACAGAAUAAUAAUAAUGACUCAAUUGUAAUAAGUAAUUCCCCUUCACCAAUCUAAUAAUAGAAUAAAACUACUUUAAUGUUAUUUACAAAAGAAUAACUUAAAAGAUAAUCAAAUAUGGGUAGUAGCUUUACAAUCGAAAGAGCUUUAGAUAAAAAAUCAUCAAUACAUUCUUAAAAGCAACUUCCACAAUCAACUAGUAUAUUGCAAAGUAAAGAAGUCAUACAAUAAUUGCAGAGUAAUAUUGGAAGUCCACAUAUGUAUACCACAUCAGUAAGGAUGAAUUAAAAUGAUGUCAGUUUGAAUUUAAGGAGAUCAGACUCACAACCAAUUUUAUCUGAACUGGUUGGUUCUGCGAGAUAAUUGAUUUUGAUAAAAGAAUUCGAGAAUAUGUAAAUUUUUGAAUGGUACUUUCCAAAUCAUAAUUUUAAUAAGGUUAUUGAGAGAUUUUAAAAUUAUCUAAAUGAGUUUGACUUAUUAAUAUCAAUAAUAUAUAAACACAUACUUUCUAAAAUUAAUGAGAGCUAAUAAUCGUCUUGCAUCUGUAAUAGGAAAUUUACGCGAAAUAAAGGAAACCAAUGUAAAACUGACAAACUAGAAUAGCUUUUAUUUAAAAUUACAAACACUUUCUAAAAAACGAUUAAUGAGGAUGCUGAUAUGAUUAGACAGAGAUGCUUACAAAUUUUAACUAUAGAACCAGACAAAAGAUCCAUAAUCUAAGCUAAAUAUGUCCAAAAAUAUUUUGAGAGAGAUUUUGCUUAUUUUUCGAAAAUAAGAGGACAUUUGCCUGAUGAUCUUUACAUUAGAAUUUUCAAAGAUUUAUCAAUUGAAAAGUGUGAUGCAGCAGAAGUUGUAUUUAAUAUGGGUGAUAUUGGACGAAAAAUGUACUUUAUCAUGGAUGGAGAAGUAGCCAUUCUAAUUCCAUAGUAAGAAUAAUAACAUCAUAAUAAUCAUCAUCACCAGAGAAAAUCAUUGACAAUAAAAAAAUUUGAUGAUUUAUUGAAACAUAAGUAUGCACAUUAUACAUUAAUUGCUAUUAAAAGCAAAAAUGAGUAUUUUGGAGAAAUUGCAAUUGAAUAGAGAAUUCCUAGAACAGCUUCAGUUGUAGCCAAAACUGAUUGUAUUUUUGCUACAUUGAGUUAUGAUUCAUAUUAGAAAGUACUAGGAUAGUAUUAAGAAAAAAUCUUAGAGGAAAAAUUAUAAUUCAUUAAAAGAACACCACCUUUCAAAAAUUGGAGUCAAUCAGGUUAAUCAGUUCUGUUGCAUAGUUGCUAGGAAGUCAGUUUCGAGGCUGGAUCAUUCAUUUAUAAAAGAGGAUAGAAAGGAGAUACAGUUUAUAUAAUUAAGGAGGGAGAAGUACUUAUAGAGAGAUGGGAGAAAUAAUAAUCAGUAACAUAAGAAGGGGAUAUUUAUUCAAAGAGGAAUAUCAUAGUUCUUGGGUUAUACUCCACUGGAUAGGUAUUUGGAGAUUAUGAAGUCUACUAAACUAAUAUGAAAUGCAGGUAUCUCACAAGAGUAACAUAAGCCAAAGCUAGAGUGAAAACUACUGUAUUAGCAUUAUCAAUAUCAUAAUAUAUUGAUAAUAUGAGGUUGAAUGAACGAGAUGCUUGGAUCAAAGACUAUUUUGAAUAGAAGUUUAGCAAGAAAUGGUUAAAUAAACCAGAAAUCUAAAGAUAAUAAGACAGCAAGAGUCCGAUCCCAUAAAGCAAUAAAUAAUACAUCAAAAGUAAAGAAGAUGGAAGGUAACCAUAUAAAGUCUCUUUAUCAAAUAAUUAUUUUGAAGAAUUAGACCUAGAUAGUAAGAAGGAUUCUAAGGAUUUAUAGUUGUUGUCUCCAACGUAAUUGCAUUCAUAAAGCAAAAGCAAUAAAACCAUAAGAAAGUUUUUAAACUUGUAAGGAAAUUUGUUUAAGACUUAAUAAAACUAUGAAGCACCUUCGAUGGAUGUCAUUAUUAGACAACUUAAAAACAAGGUCAUUAAGAGCAGAGACAACUUAACAAGCGAAUCAAAUGCUGAUAUUUCACAGAGUAAAUUGUAUUCUGUAAAGAAACACAGUGCUCCUAAGCUUAAAAUUGGUUUAUCGUUUAAAUCAUUUAGAGAAGGAGAACGUAAUAAGUCUAAAUUUUUAGACUGA
Molecule: messenger RNA, 4230 nt
Organism: Paramecium tetraurelia
Lineage: Eukaryota; Ciliophora; Oligohymenophorea; Peniculida; Parameciidae
Exons: 8
Source: RefSeq, a predicted model, not a curated record